AGGGUAUAAGCGUAGAAGAAGUCGCCAUGGAAGAUAUCCCUGAUACAAAUCCAAGAGAAAAGGCGAGUUUCUUCUCGCUGAUAACUUUCUCUUGGUUGAAUGAUAUUCUCAAGCUCGGUAGUAAACAACCCCUGGACGAAAGCUUGUUAUUCCCGGCAGGAACUUCUAAUAAAGCAGAAAGACUAGUGACUGAACUGGAACGAGAAUGGCUUGCGGAGCAAAGAGCAACUGCACACCAAGGAACGAAGCCUCGCUUGUGGAGGGCCAUGAUGAGAACCAUUUCCCGCCGAGAUUACAUCAUUUUGGCAUUCCUGAGGCUUUGUUACACGCUGACAUUCCAUGCACUACCUCUGUUGAUAUGGUACUUCUUGAGAAGUAUUUCCACAGGAUCAGGAAUCAGUUACAAGACAUCUUUCCCCUUUGUCAUUGGUAUUUCUCUGCUCACCAUUAUGAGAACGGUUGUGGUGGGCCAGGCCGUAUUUAAGACGGAGGUUUUAGCAAUAAGACUUAAAGUUGCCGUGAUAGGACUCGUGUAUAAGAAGAUUCUCAACAGUCAGAGAUGCACCCUAGAAGACUCAAUUUCCGAGAACACUAUCAAUCUUGUUUCCAACGAUGCUCAAACUAUUGAGGAGCUGGGUUACAUCUUGUAUACAUUUUCAUUUGCCCUUUUAGACCUCAUUACCUCCUUGGCUAUGGUAUGGUACUUAGUGGCCUGGCAAGCGUUAUUGGGAGUUUCCUUUUUUCUUGUUGUCAUCGCUUACGGAUCAUUGAUAGCUCGUAAAGCUGGGGAAAUACGCCACCGAUCUGCUGCAGUAACUGACGAGAGGCUGAAAACAAUGAAAGAGAUCAUUUCUGGUCUCCGUGUGGUGAAAAUGUACGCCUGGGAAUGGAACUUCAGAGAUCUAGUUGCACAAAUUAGAAGGAAAGAGAUCUCUCUGGUUCGUAUACGAGGAUUCUUCAUCUCCAGUACCUACGCACUGUACUUCACCAGCUCCACGAUUGCAGGUUUUAUUUCAGUCGUGACGCUGCUCCUUACAGGGAAUCUACUGACCUCAUUCAAGGCUUUUACACUGCUGUCCGUGCUAGGUAACACUAAAAUGGUGGUGACGAUAUUCCUUGUCUAUUCAGUGCGCUUCAUUGCCGACGCAAGGACGGCAUGCAGCAGAAUGCAAAGGUUACUGGAGAUAAACUCCACGUCAAAGAUGCAAAGGGAUCACAAAGAUAAAAUAAUGUUCUUUAAAAACCAAAGAAAGCGAUCAGAUUUUGUCAGAAUUGAUAGCUUUAAAAAUGAAAAACCGGUCUUAGUUGGUGCUCGAAAGCUUGAACCGAUAACCGACAACCAUCUGCCAAAGGUUACCCUGGAAAAAGUUUCGUGUUCUUGGAGCAAAACGUCGGAACUUCCUUCGUUGCAAAAUGUCUCGUUAGAAGUUGCUGAUGGGCAGCUUAUGGGCUUGACAGGGCCAGUUGGAAGCGGAAAAACAACUUUACUACUUAGUAUUCUGGGCGAACUUCCCGUAUCAUCUGGUCGUGUUUCUUGUAUUGGAAAAAUAGCUUUCGUAUCCCAAAUUCCUUGGGUUUAUUCGGGCACAGUGCGAGAAAAUAUUGUCUUUGGGAGACGGUUUGUUGCAGAAAAGUUCAAUGAAGUUGUCAUGGUCUGUGACCUAGAGAAAGAUAUUAAACGUUUUCCAAAAGGCGAUCUAACGGAAAUUGGCCAACGCGGAGUCAUCCUGAGCGGUGGUCAGCGUGCUCGAGUCAGUCUAGCACGGGCAAUUUACAGUGAUGCGGACAUUUACUUAUUGGAUGAUCCACUCAGCGCAGUAGAUGCCAAAGUCGGCAAACAUCUAUUCGAAAGGUGUAUCAAGGAGUUUCUAAGCGGAAGAAUACGUAUUCUGGCUACUCAUCAGUUACAGUUCCUGAAAAGGACUGACAGCAUUGUGGUGCUUGAGAACGGUUCCGUUGUGGGUAAAGGUACAUAUGGUCAGGUAUUUCAACACGUUAUCAUCGAUGGCAUAGAUAUCACGCAUCUCAAUCUACAGGCAGCUCGCAGAUCUAUGGCCGUUAUUACUCAAGAUCCUGUCCUCUUUAGCGGCAGCCUCAGAAAGAACUUAGAUCCUUUCUCUUUAUACCAAGAUCAUGACCUGUGGAGAGCUUUGGAAGAUGUUCAGUUAAAAAGCCUGGUACAGCAAUUGCCUGCACAGCUGGAGUACAAGUCGAAAGAGUCUGGGAACAACUUCAGUGUCGGCGAGCGCCAAUUGGUGUGUUUAGCGCGUGCGCUGUUACAGAAAAGUAAGAUCAUCAUUCUGGAUGAAGCCACUGCUAAUGUUGACUUCAAGACAGACAGACUCAUUCAAGACGUUAUACGCAACAGGUUUAAAGACUCCACAGUAAUAACCAUCGCCCAUCGCUUGAAUACCAUUACGGAUUAUGAUAGAAUGGUGGUUAUGGAUGAGGGACGAGUGGUGGAGUUUGACAGACCUGACGUGUUGCUACAAAAUAAGGAAGGGUUCUUUGCUCGUCUUGUGCAUAUGCAAAAUGUAAUGGCGGCACAUUGAGGUUGGCUUUCGUCGACGACAGAAUCACAAUUAUAUUUGCAUUACAGUAUCCAUGGGUAUCAGUUUCCUUUUCCGCCUUCGUGCACUUUUUAUUCGACUCGAUGUAGGAUAGUUCUGCGUUCUUCAUAGUAUGGAAAAAUUCUCCUUUGAUAGUAGGUCACCAUCUAUAAAUAGGGAGAAUACUCCCUCCUCUCAUUGUAAGAAGCGCAAUUUUUCGUUGAAUAGAAUAGAGUUCGUUUAAUUUACAAUUUUAUUACAUCGGUUUUCUCGAUACUUUGAGAACCCCUUACAUAAAUCGUUUUCUCAGGCGAGUUUUGUAGCGUCUAAAAAGAGAUUGGAAUAUAUAUUGGACUAUUCGUUCAUUUUAUUGGCAUAUAUAGCUAGGUUUAAUAGUGCAAAUACAGAGGGCAAUUAACAAACAUUUCCCCUUUGAAAUUUUUUUUUAAAGCUCAUAAUAGAAAGUGAAAUUAAUUCAUUACUGUGGAAGGACUUGAGAUAUCCCUUUCUAACAUAUUUGACUAAAGUGUAAUCAAAUUCGAGGUACUGCCGUUUUGAAAAACAUGUAGAGUAUGAUCUGGGGCACAGAUAAAGGAGAGCCAUUAGUAACA
Molecule: messenger RNA, 3160 nt
Organism: Stylophora pistillata
Lineage: Eukaryota; Metazoa; Cnidaria; Anthozoa; Scleractinia; Pocilloporidae
Product: ATP-binding cassette sub-family C member 4
Biological process (GO): transmembrane transport
Cellular component (GO): membrane
Molecular function (GO): ABC-type transporter activity; ATP binding; ATP hydrolysis activity
Source: RefSeq, a predicted model, not a curated record